AUGCCCUACAAGCUCCAGUCCGGUCUGAGUCUGACUGGAGUUUUGAUGCCCCUCCAAGCUCCAGUCCACGUUGAAUCUGACUGGAGUGUUGAUGCCCUUCAAGCUCCAGUCCACGUUGAAUCAGACUGGAGUGUUGACGCCCUUCAAGCUCCAGUCCACGUUGAAUCUGACUGGAGUUUUGAUGCCCUCCAAGCUCCAGUCCACGUUGAAUCUGACUGGAGUGUUGAUGCCCUUCAAGCUCCAGUCCGCUCUGAAUCCGACUGGACUCCAGUCCGCUCUGAAUCCGACUGGAGUGUUGAUGCCCUUCAAGCUCCAGUCCACUCUGAAUCUGACUGGAGUGUUGAUGCCCUUCAAGCUCCAGUCCGCUCUGAAUCCGACUGGAGUUUUGAUGCCCAGCAUGCUCCAGUCCACUCUGAAUCUGACUGGAGUGUUGACGCCCAACAAGCUCCAGUCCUCUCUGAGUCUGACUGGAGUUUUGAUGCCCUCCAAGCUCCAGCCCGUUCUGAGUCCAACUGGAGUUUUGAUGCCCAACAAGCUCCAGUCCACGUCGAGUCCGACUGGGGUGUGGAUGCACUCCAAGCUCCAGCCCGCUCUGAGUCCAACUGGAGUUUUGAUGCCCUCCAAGCUCCAGUCCACAUCGAGUCUGACUGGAGUGUGGAUGCCCUCCAAGCUCCAGCCCGCUCUGAGUCCAACUGGAGUUUUGAUGCCCAACAAGCUCCAGUCCGCUCUGAGUCCGACAGGAAUAUUGAUGCACACCAAGCACCAGUCUGCCCCGAGUCUUACUGGGGUCUUGAUGCCCUCCAAGCUCCAGUCCGCUCUAAGUCCAACUGGAAUAUUGAAGCACACCAAGCACCAGUCUACGCCAAGUCUGACUGGAGUGUUGAUGCCAGACAAGCUCCAGUCCAGGUGGAGUCCAACUGGAGUGUUGAUGCACUCCAAGCUCCAGUCCACGCCAAGUCUUACUGGAGUCUUGAUGCCAUCCAAGCUCCAGUCCGCUCUGACUCCAACUGGAGUUUUGAUGCCCUCCAAGCUCCAGUCUGCUCUGAGUCUUACUGGAAUAUUGAUGCACACCAAUUACCAGUCCACACCGAGUCUUACUGGAGUGUUGAUGCCCAACAAGCUCCAGUCCAGGUCGAGUCCAGCUGGAGUGUUGAUGCCCAACAAGCUCUGGUCCAUGUCGAGCCCGACUGGAGUUUUGAUGCUUUCCAUGGUCCAGUACGUGCUGUGUUUGACUGGAGUACAGACAUCCUACAAACUCCAGGCCACACCAAGUCUUUAUUUGAUCCUUGCUCAGACAUCUUUUCCUGCUAUGAAGUCGGCAAUAUGCUGGGUCAAGGAGGAUUUGGAGCCGUCUAUGAAGGGAGGCGUAUGAAGGAUGGCCUUGAGGUGGCAGUGAAAUUUGUCAAGAAAACAGAGGAUAUGCAAUACAUCAACUUUCCUGAACCUCUUCCACUGGAGGUUGCUCUUUUAAUCCUCGUAAAUGAAGGCCCCAGAGUUCCCCAGAUAAUCCAGCUGCUGGACUGGAAGGAUGUGGGUGAAUACUGCAUCAUGAUUCUGGAGCGGCCUAUUCCUUGCGAGGACUUGUUUGAUUUUGUGCAGCGCCAUGGAGGCAGAAUCAACGAGGAGUUGGCUCGGGUUGUCAUGCGGCAGGCAACACAAGCCGCUUACAUGAGCUGCCAACGUGGAGUGCUGCACCGGGACAUCAAAAAGGAAAACCUUUUGAUCAACAAGGACACCCUAGAAGUCAAACUAAUUGACUUUGGGUGCGGCGAACUCCUUCGAAGUGCACCCUAUACUACAUUCAUGGGCACACGAAUGUACUGUCCACCCGAAUUCAUAUCAGAGGGCAAGUACCACGGGGAGCCAGCGACGGUAUAUUCAUUGGGAGUGCUCUUGUUCUCGCUGGUAUGCGGGACAUUUCCAGACAGCGUCGACCUGAUUAUGAUCAAUCUGAACCAUUGGUUUAUAGCUGGCUUAUCACUAGAGUGCUGCCAAUUGAUCUGCUCUUGCCUGCAGCGUGAGCCAACGGAGCGCCUCGAUUUGGGCAAGAUUCUGUACCAUAAAUGGUUUAAGGGCACAGAUAUGGUGAAAUUUGGCAAAUAGUGGCCAUGCUUCCUGUCACAGCCAGCCCACGUGUUGUCAUGUACUGACAGCUCAUCAUGACCCAGAGCUCCAUUUCCAUUAUUGCAAACUCAGUGAAAAAUAUAUAUGUAAACGUAUAGGACCUUAAUGAUGUUAUAA
Messenger RNA from Cyprinus carpio (common carp), 2241 nucleotides. RefSeq lists its product as uncharacterized. The transcript has 8 exons. Gene Ontology annotation, cellular component: cytoplasm. NCBI's taxonomy places the organism in Eukaryota, Metazoa, Chordata, Actinopteri, Cypriniformes, Cyprinidae. Gene Ontology annotation, molecular function: ATP binding; protein serine/threonine kinase activity. The coding region runs from base 1 to 2103 and encodes 700 amino acids. The record is from RefSeq and is a predicted model, not a curated record. Gene Ontology annotation, biological process: negative regulation of apoptotic process; regulation of mitotic cell cycle; protein autophosphorylation.